Lytechinus variegatus (green sea urchin) is the source of this 1021-nucleotide messenger RNA. Its product is annotated as plasminogen-like. Lineage: Eukaryota; Metazoa; Echinodermata; Echinoidea; Temnopleuroida; Toxopneustidae. Gene Ontology annotation, molecular function: signaling receptor binding; endopeptidase activity. The transcript is spliced from 4 exons. The coding region runs from base 131 to 718 and encodes 195 amino acids. The record is from RefSeq and is a predicted model, not a curated record.
AAAUGUAGGCAUCUUGUCUUUCCAGAAUCACAUCGAAGAUUCGACAGGCAUUAGAACAGCGAGACUGGGCGAGCAACAUAUCUUCAACAAAUCUUUUCGAGCAGAUCCUUCUUUGACUUCGAAAGUAAACAUGGACCGACUGUUCUUGCUUCUCGCACUCUCUACUGUUGUCGGGGUUGUUUCUAGCAUUCCGGCAUGCACGGAUGAUCCAAAUGGGACAAACUACAGAGGGGAUUUAUCUGUAACUUUGAGCGGUAAAACAUGCCAAUCUUGGACAUCUCAGACCCCUCAUGGCCACAGCAGGACACCCGACAACUACCCGAAUGCAGGCCUUGGAAACCACAACCACUGCAGAAACCCUGACAGGGCCUUCACUGCAUGGUGUUACACUACUGAUCCCGAUCGCCGAUGGGAAUAUUGCGCCAUUGGUGAUUUCAGUCGACAAUGCACAGAUCCUGAGUACUAUGAGGAACCCAGUGGCACCGAUUACCGGGGAUACGUCUCUACCACAAGGAACGGACUCGAAUGCCAGGCAUGGACUUCCCAGAGUCCCCAUGGUCACUCUCGCACUCCUGAUAACUACCCUGAUGCUGGCCUGGGUAACCACAACUACUGCCGCAACCCUGACCGCGAAGACUUUGCCUGGUGCUACACAACCGACCCUAAUACUCGCUGGGAGUACUGCAACAUCGGGUUACCAGCAUUUGAUGAAGACUAAUGAGGGAGUCAGUCAUGAAGUUUUAUUGUCUUCUUAAAAUAUCAGAUACUGGUUGUGUGGGGAUGUGUUUCUGGAAAUAUAUCAUGGUCAUAGAUUUUCAUUUCUGCACAUCUCUUGAAACAAAUUUAGUUUAGUUUAGAGUCAUAGGGUAUUUCGAAGCCACUCCAUAUUCACGUUUUAUUUAUAAUUACCUUAGUUACCAUAGCUACCGUAUUUACCAUAGUCUCCUUGUAAGUCAUUGUGUGUCAUCUUAAUUUUUUCAAUAAUUUUAUUGUAGACUAUUUAGACAAUUAUUUAUUUAUG